AUGCCGAAGGUGCCCCGAGCCGCGAAAGCCGACCGCUCACAGUCUCCGAUGAAGAGGGGCCGUCCCGGCCGUGGAAGCGUCGGCGCCGCGCCGCGCGCUCGCACGUCCCUCAGCCCUCUGGGCAGGGCUCAGGACUCCGAAUCUUCGCUGCUGCUCCCCCAUCGGCCCGCGUACGACAGUGACGACGACAUAUUCGUCCUGCCACCGCAGCCCGCGCCGCCCGGCCCGGGCGAGGCGUGUCUGCCAUCGGGGCGCCGCAAACGCAAGCUGCUCCACGAGUCCGACUCGCAGCCGUCCAGCGAAUCGAGCCCCGCUCCGGAGGAGCGCGGGGCGCAAGUCGACUCGCGGGUGGCUGAGCUCGAAGCUGAGGCGAAGCGGCUGCGGGCCGCGCUGGACGGGAGCGGCGCGCUGGUGGAGAGCUGGAAGGCGCAGGCGCAGCAGCAGGCCGCGGAGGCGGCGGCGGCGCGCGAGGAGCUGGCUGCUGCGCGGCGCGAGCUCGAGCAGAGCAUCGCGGAGCGCGAGCGGUGCGCGGCGGAGGCGGACAGCCUCCGCCGGGACCUGGCCGCGAUGUCGACGCGUGUCGAGGACCUGAAACACCUCCGGGGGGGUCUCGACGGCCAGUUGGCGGACGUCAAGGCGCUCUGCUGCAACAUCCUCACCGCCGUGGGCGGCGCGAAGGUCGACGGGGGCCGCGCCGCCUCCCCGCCGCCCCGCGCAGACGCCCGCGCCGCCGCCGCCCAGCGCGGCGCCGCCCAGGAACGCGCCGCCGCCGAAGAAGCCGGCGCUGGCCGCGCGCGCGCCCGAGAAGACGUUCCGCGCCGCUCCGGCGGCGCCCGCGGGCGAGCUCGGCGAGGAGUUCUACGACAGGCUGCAAAACAACCUGGAGUACAACUUGCAAGAGUUGUGGCCUGA
This is a messenger RNA of Pedinophyceae sp. YPF-701, 912 nucleotides long. Lineage: Eukaryota; Viridiplantae; Chlorophyta; Pedinophyceae. The record is from the annotation of a GenBank genome assembly.